This is a messenger RNA of Myxocyprinus asiaticus (Chinese sucker), 4934 nucleotides long. RefSeq names its product sestrin-3-like. Gene Ontology annotation, molecular function: L-leucine binding; oxidoreductase activity, acting on peroxide as acceptor. Gene Ontology annotation, cellular component: nucleus. Gene Ontology annotation, biological process: cellular response to L-leucine; regulation of response to reactive oxygen species; positive regulation of macroautophagy. The transcript is spliced from 9 exons. The coding region runs from base 168 to 1442 and encodes 424 amino acids. The record is from RefSeq and is a predicted model, not a curated record. Lineage: Eukaryota; Metazoa; Chordata; Actinopteri; Cypriniformes; Catostomidae.
AUGUACAUCUCAUAGCGGCUUGGUCUUUGUUAGCGUGUAGGUGAGAAGAACCAAGAAAGCCAGAGAGGAGCAGCAUUCAUGCCUUUACAGGGAGGAAAAUGAUCAUCUGCACGAGAAACAUGGAUUGUCGCCUCGGAACACAGUGCUAGUUUGUCCAAAAUCAGGUGAUGGUGAACUCUGAGGAAGAACGUGCUUCCCUGUUGUGUAUGAAGGCUCUGGCCAACAGGGGGCGUCUGGACAUGGUGUUUCAACAGAUGGCCUCUCACCCACAGUACCUGGAGAGUUUCCUGCGCACCCAGCACUACAUCCUCUACAUGGAUGGCCCAUUGCCCCUGAACUACCGGCACUACAUUGCCAUCAUGGCGACUGCACGACAUCACUGUAGGUACUUGGUGUCUCUGCAUUCGGCUCAGUUCCUGCGUGUGGGUGGAGACCCCUUGUGGCUUCAAGGUCUGGAGGCCGCGCCCCCACGUCUACAGCGCCUUGACCACAUCAACAAGGUCCUGGCCCAUCAACCUUGGCUCACGGCACGCUCACACAUACAGGCUCUGCUCAAGACAGGAGACCAUUGCUUGUCCAUGGCCGAGCUGGUUCAUGCAGUUGUUCUGCUGGCCCACUGUCACUCCCUUUGCAGUUUCGUUUUUGGUUCUGGUUUUGACUCGGACAGCACUCCCUCUCCCAGAGUACCUCACAGCAUGACCCCUGGCUACUGCCUCUGUGAUGCUGCCAAUGGCAACACAGCCUUAUCAUCAGCCCCUGCUGGACCCACAGAGAAAACACCACGGCAAAGGUCCCUAGACUCAAGCUGUGAGCUCUCUUGCCAUCAAGAACAAAAACAGAAAAUACAGGAGGAACAAAAAGGAGAUCGACUCCAUUCACAGACACUCCUACAUGCAGAUAUGGAGGAGGAGGAGGAGGAGGAGGAGGAGGAGGAGGAGAUGUGCUCUGCUGACCCCUUCCGUUUCAUCACAGAUCCGGAAUUCGGCUACCAAGAAUUUGCCAGACGGGAGGAGGACCAUUUCCAAGUAUUCCGGGUGCAGGACUAUUCGUGGGAGGAUCACGGCUUCUCGCUGGUGAACAGGCUCUACUCUGAAAUAGGGCACUUGUUAGACGAGCGCUUUCGCAAUGUGGCCUCCCUCCCUUUCCCCCAUAGCCCUGAUCUCAAACGAGCCAUCUGGAACUACAUUCAUUGUUUUUAUGGAAUAAGAUACGAUGAUUAUGAUUAUGGCGAAGUUAACCGGUUACUGGAGCGUGGGCUGAAACUUUACAUAAAAGCUGUGGCCUGCUAUCCCGACUCCUCCAAGACCCCUCUAUGCCCACUGUCCUGGAGCCCUGUCAAAGCUUCAGAGAAGGUCCAUGUAAAUUUGUUGGUGAUGGAGGCACGUCUGCAGGCCGAGCUACUGUAUGCACUCCGAGCCAUCACCCAAUACAUGAUCGCAUAGGACGCAAGCGUUCAACGCCACAGAAAGGGAGUGUACACAAUCACAUGGUACAAUGAGGGUAGAGAGGAAAAUCACUGACGGCACAGAAAUACAAGGAGAGACAAUGCAAGAUCUGUCUCUCCCUCACUGUAUUCGAGUUUACUGGUGUGACGUUAGGUACUGCUGUGAAGUGUUUCUUUGCCAUAACUGAAAUUUUAGAAAGAAGGGAGCAGAGAACGAGCUCACCUCUACUGUCAAUUUGCAUGUCUUUCUCCUACUUCUUUUGUUUCUGUAGUUGUCCUUUUGUUGAGUAUACUUUUUGUUUUCUACCUGUCCUUUUUUAGUAUCUUUGUCUGAGAUGGUUAAUGUGCAAUUAUUUUAUUCAGUUGUUAUUAAUAUUUUCCUAUUUUGUUUAUUUGUUUUUUGCUGUUGCUGUUCAAUUGAAUGACUUGUGAGAGAGAAAUGUCCAACUGGCAGUUUCCAAAGUAUCAAAUUUGGGAGCUUUUUUCGAAAAGGUCUAAGCCAAUUUGAGUCACUGUUUACAGAGAAUGAGUGAGUGGACAAAUGCAAUUGCUUAACAUGGCUUCCAGAGUCUUCAUUUGAAUGUUCAAUGGUGAGAUCAGAGCAACAUGCAACAAGGGGUAGGAAAAGGUUAAAUGGCUGUUACUUUCUUUUUAAAUAGCACUUUUAAGACAGUAUCUAUCUACAGUUGUGCUCAAAAGUUUGCAUACUCUGGCAGAAAUUGUGAAAUUUUGGCAUUGAUUUUGAAAAUAUGAUUGAUCAUGCAAAAAAAACUGUCUUUUAUUCAAGGAUAGUGAUCAUAUGAAGCCAUUUAUUAUCACAUAGUUGUUUGGCCCCUUUUUAAAUCAUAAUGAUAACAGAAAUCACCCAAAUGGCCCUGAUCAAAAGUUUACAUACCCUUGAAUGUUUGGCCUUGUUACAGACACACAAGGUGACACACACAGGUUUAAAUGGCAAUUAAAGGUUAAUUUCCCACAGCUGUGGCUUUUUAAAUUGCAGUUAGUGUCUGUGUAUAAUUAGUCAAUGAGUUUGUUAGCUCUCACGUGGAUGCACUGAGCAGGCUAGAUACUGAGCCAUGGGGAGCAGAAAAGAACUGUCAAAAGACCUGCGUAACAAGGUAAUUGAACUUUAUAAAGAUGGAAAACGAUAUAAAAAAAUAUAUCAAAAGCCUUGAAAAUGCCAGUCAAUACUGUUCAAUCAUUUAUUAAGAAGUGGAAAAUUCGGGGAUCUCUUGAUACCAAGCCAAGAUCAGGUAGACCAAGAAAGAUUUCAGCCACAACUGCCAGAAGAAUUGUUCGGGAUACAAAGAAAAACCCACAGGUAACCUCAGGAGAAAUACAGGCUGCUCUGGAAAAAGACAGUGUGGUUGUUUCAAGGAGCACAAUACGACGAUACUUGAACAAAAAUGAGCUGCAUGGUCGAGUUGCCAGAAAAAGCCAAUGCCACAAAAAAAGCCCGGUUACAAUAUGCCCGACAACACCUUGACACGCCUCACAGAUUCUGGCACACUGUAACUUGGAGUGACGAGACCAAAAUAGAGCUUUAUGGUCACAACCAUAAGCGCUCUGUUUGGAGAGGGGUCAGCAAGUAUUGUGCUCCUUUUUUGCAUAUUUACAAAAUCAAUGCCAAAAUUUCUGCCAGGGUAUGCAAACUUUUGAGCACAACUGUAUAUAUCAAUAAGCUUCAGACUGUGACUUCAUACAGUUCACAGCAAGUAGUCCAAGUACUGUGUUUCACUCGUUCAAAUUGAUUCGCAUUCGUGUUUACCGGAAUCUUCCACACGCAUUGAGCCUGUAAAUGGAUGCUAUAAAGACUGAUGUGGGUGCAUUUAUAGGAUCCAUAACAACUGGUCUAAUCAUUCAUCAGAUUAAUCUCAGCAGCAAGAAAGCAAGCUUUACAAUGUAAAGAACUUCAAUUGAAAGAUGCAAAACAAUGAAACGGAUUGCAUUUUCUAAAUUAUUUGCUUUGUUUUUGUAGUGUUUUCAGCAUUUCUGUUUUUAGGACAAUCCGUUUUACCUGCUCUAUACGGACUGUCCAAAGGAACACAGUAAUAAUAAUUGAAGUCCCAUACAAUGUCUGAUAGUUUGGUAUAUGUAGCAUGCAUGGAAAACAGUUUAAACGAAAUCUAAAAGUCUUUAAUUUAUGAUAGACCGUAAGUAAUUAGCCCACUGAAUGGUUUCAGUUGAAGGACCAGAGAUCAGUGAGAAGCAUUGAUAAAUAUGCUGGCAAGUCCAGUGUUAGUAUAAAGGGUAAAUGUAUUGUCCUUUAUUCGUAAGAAAAGAAUUUGCCCACGAUUGGAGCUUGUUUUAAAAAAAAAAUUACCAUGUAAAAAUAUAGUAAAAUAAAAAAUAUAAAAAUGAAGUCACCUUAUGAAGUAUGUGAGGAGUAAGGAGCUCAGAAUAAGCUUAUACAAAUAUUUUAAUGAUGACAUGCUAGUGUAGAUCAAAUGAAGGACUUCUAUUCUGACAAAACUACAGAACAAAGAUGUUUUGUCAACUGUGUCUUUCUAAGGUGAAAAGGUCUAUCCUUCCUAUUACUGACCUGCACAUAUUUUACCUGCACUGAACCUUUUGCACCACUACUACGGUGAGGCAUUGCCUACUUACAGUUGUCAUUUUUGGACAAAUGGCUUGGAGAGGCAUUGAUCCACUGGUGCCAUGAAUAUAUCAAAUGCUCGGUUUUGUGGGAAAGGCCAAUUUCCUGUACUGUUUUAAAGUCAUGGUGGUAUAGUUACGUAAGUACAGUUGACAAAACGGCUUGUGCACCACCUAUGUUUUUUUGUGUUUUAAAACAUUGCAUCACUUUUUCCUCUGUUCAUGUGUCUUUUUGAGAAAGGGAGAUGGUGUUGUUGUAUGGUCCCAUUAUUAUGUUGGAGUAGCAUUCCAAUAGUUCACAAAAAUUAUAUUGUUGAGCAAUUGGAAACAAGUUAUGUAAACAGCAGAAUUGUGUACAGAACAUGAGUUAUCACACAGGAGCAGCAGUCUGUACUAGAGUAUGGUGCCUUUUGAUUACUGAUGAGUCCUGUUUCAUCAGUGUGGCUAAACUGGACUAGUCUAAGAACUAAGCCUCAUGCUACUACAUUAACAGUAAUUUACACUGGGGAUGGAAGAGGAGCCAGUCAAUAGCAUUCAUCAACAGUAAGAACACACAGGACUAACAAACUGCCCCGUGGAGAGAUUUUUCUGGAGCAGGAUUGACUGCAGAAUGGCCAUUCUACCUUAAACAGGACUGAAGGUCCUAAAUUCUUGAAUGGCAAUCUGUGGAGACCUCCAGAAUGUCCCCACCACCUCAGCUGGAAGAUGUUAAGGACAGUGUCUCAGCACACAUGGCUAUUGCCAACAUGUUUAUUUACCACGUAAAUGUAGGAAUUAUAAAAAUUAAAUGACCAAAAAAAAAAAAAAAAAACUAACAAAAAAAAAAAACUGAAAAACGAAGCAAAAAAGUUUUGAAAUGUGAAAGCUUAUUUUUUUUCUAUAAAGAUAUGCAAUAUCA